ACGCAGCUCCAGCCUGCCAUGGCCGUCUGAGCCUGCCUUGCCCGCUUGCCCGCUUGAGCCGAGCAUCCCUAGACAGGUGGGGGAGUCUCAGAGUCUCAGGGCGCAUCAUGGGCGCGGAGGCAUCGGUGCCGGAGCCGGAGGAUGCGGAGGCCGCGGAGCAGCCGGACACAGAUCUGCUGCCGGAGAAUGUGGCGAAGAUGUCUUACAACGAGUUCAACGCCGCCCUGGCAGGGGCCUGCAGGGAAGACGAUUUCCGGAAGUACAGAGACCUGUGGAAGCACAUUGACCAGACCCGCAGCGACAACACCAGCUUCGACGACGCCCUACUGGCGGACGGGGGCUUGAAGCAUCUGAAAUAUGCCUUCCGACACUCCGAUGCCCUGUGGCGGGAGGCAGGCGUUCGCAUGUCUCGGACCUUCUUCCACAACCGCGAGGCGCGGGAGAAGUUGGUGGCCCUCGACUUUGUAGGCUCGAUGAUGCUCCUCACGAUGCCCAAAGAUGGCGUUGAUUUGGAGGACGACGGAGGACUCCAGCAAGGCACCUCAGAGGAGCAAUUCCAACUGCUCGCUGCAGAGACGAUCUUGGAGAUGGCAGACUACUCGGAGUUCAUGCCGUCGCUGUGUUCCACCAGUGUCCUGAACUUCCUCUGCAUCGCUCUGAACCAGGUGCCGCCUGCCGUGGAGACCGUCACCCACACCUUUGUGAAGAUCUCAGCUGAUCCCCUGAACCUGCCCGUGUUCCUGGGAGGCUCGGUGGGGGACAUCCUGGAGGCCUUCUUCAAGUCCACCUCCUACUCGAAGCCAAACUCCCCGGAGAAGCUCAAGCAGUGGGAGCGGAAUAUUGUGGCCAUGGCCUUCUGUGCCCACACCAUGGGCACGAUGAUCAAGUACGACCACGCGUGUCAGGUGGACCUCCCAACAGUUGGGGCCAUCUUCACCAGCAUGCCAGAUAACCUGCGCCUGGUGUCGGAGCUGGCGCGCCUCUUCUACUGGAUCUGCCGGAAAUCCAAGGACCUUUGGGCAACCCUCCUGCAGACAGCGCCUGGCGGCAACACCGACGGCCUGGACUCGCUGCUCUUCGCGCUGGUGGAGACCUGGAAGCGGGCGGUGGACCUGCACCGGCGACUGCAGAAAGGCUCAGCGCAAGGCCUGGAGGACUUCCUGGUGGACGAUAUGGACCGGGAUGCGGUCAUUGAGUACGGCUCGGAGGAGUUCCAGCACAAGGUGGAAUACGCCGAGAUGCGGCUCUGCUACAUGAACUGCCUCUUGUGGGUGCUGCUGCCCCAGAGCCACCUGCGGUGGCGGCUGCAGGACUUGCAGCUCCGGGAUUUGCAUUUGGCGGUGGAGCUGGAGGGCCCAGUCUUCCUGCAGGUCAUCCUCGGCACCAUCCGCUUCCUCCUGGACCAGGAGCAAGCGCAGCAGUGCCAGGACCUCGUGACCUUCUUCGGGGAGCAGCUGCUGGGCUUCCUGGACCAAGCCAUCGACGGGCGAUUUCCGGACAGCCUCAUGCGCCUUCUGCUGGACGGGGUGUCCAUUUUGUCCCUGCAGCGGGAGAUGCAGAAGCUCCUGGCAACCUUCAACAUCUACGGCAAGCUGAACAGGCUGGUGCGGAGGUACAAGGACAGGAAUGUGAACCGCGAUCAUCGCAAGAUCGAGCUGGCCGUUCUGCGCGUGAUGUCUCAAGUGGCGGUGCAUCCUGCGCACCGGCUAGGAUGGAUCGCCAAGGACCUGGACCCGGACAACGUGUACCCGCCCCGGGACGAGUUCGAGGGCCAGCUGGAGGGUUGGAUCAAGAAGAAGGACGAGCACUGCAAGACCAUCGCGUCUCUGCUGCUGAACCUCUUUCAGGAGCAGAAGUUCCAGAGAGACGUGAGCCAAGUGGAGACCACUCUGCUCAGCGUCCUGGACUGGUGGCAGGUGAACAGCACGACCUUCUUCGACGAGCGAGAGGAGGUGCGCCCUGUGGUAAGCCUCGAGGACCGGCUGAAGCAAGCGGCCAUGCGAGUGAUGGAGAAGCGGGCCCUCACGAGUAUGGAGACCAUGGCCUAUUGCGCUCCCUACGAAAGUGUGGUGGUGCUCUCUCUCUUCAGCCGCCUCGCGCUAGAGCCGAAGUUCAAGAGGUUCUUCUACCAGCACGCCCUGGAGACCCUGCUGUGCUGCGUGUGCACUGGCAUCGCCGCGGAGGCACGUGAGGCCGCGGCGACUCUGGCGAACCUCAUGUGGGUGCCAGACUUGGACCAGGAACGCCUCGUCUGCUGGCUGAAGUUCGACGGCUCAAGGUGCCUCACGGUGGACAGCGCCAACGUGCUGCUGCCCGUGCGCUUCGGGGACCUGCAGCCGGUGGACAUCGGCCAGGGCAUGUACAAGUCCACUUGGGGCGUGGAGUUCGUGUAUGGCUCCUGCUUGACGCUGCACCCGGAUGGGUUCAAGACCUACAACGUGCCGGGCCUUCUUACCACGGCUUCCCCGCAGGACACCUUCAGAAACAGCUCCCAGAGCCCCUACCACUGGCUGGACGACCCCCCGGACCCCCGACACUUCACGGUGAGUUGCUGGUUCUUCUGGCCGCUCUCACAGGCGGACGAGGCGGCGCGGCAGUGCGUGCUGCUGCAAAGCUCGCCGCCGGAAAGGAUGAUUCAGAUCUACGUGGACUUCGAGCUUGACCCGGAGGGCGUUUGGACCAUCAUCGACCACACCAGGACGAAGCGGCCGAUCAAGACGCCCAAGCUGAACCACGGCUGGCACCUGCUGACCCUGGUGUCUUCCACCUACCGCAGCCCGGCGCAGAACUUCGACGGGACCAAGCUGUUCCUGGACGAGUGGUGCAAACUGCUGAAGAACGUCUGGAUCCUGAACGAUUUCUACGUCCUGGGGAACGACCUGAGCCGCGGAGGCCGCAAACCCUUCGGCCUCAUCGCGGACUUCCGCAUCUACGCGCGAAGCUUGUCGGAUGAUGAGGUGCACAAAAUGGUGCUGCAGGCCACUGUGGACGACCACCCCAACAAGGUGGUGGCGCGCCUGGCGCAGCUAGGCGCCGCGGAGGCGUUGGCGCAGCGCCUGGAGGUGCCGGAUACGGCGGCCGAGUGCCUUCGCGCCCUGGGCAGCUUGGCGUCCUUGGCCUCCCAGCGGGCCAUGAUCUUCCACGUCUGCGGGCGCCAGCUGCUGCGGUUCAUGAGCUCGCCCCUGCCUAUGGUCCAGCGCCAGGCAAAGCGGCUCAUGAACAACCUCUCCUGAGCGCAAAGCCGGAGGAAUCCUGCUGCUUGGGUUGGAAGGCGGUUCGUUUGCGCCAUGUUGCCAUAGAUGGAAGGAUCGAGCAUUGCAGUUGACCC
Messenger RNA from Effrenium voratum, 3328 nucleotides. NCBI's taxonomy places the organism in Eukaryota, Dinophyceae, Suessiales, Symbiodiniaceae. The record is from the annotation of a GenBank genome assembly.